Messenger RNA from Gavia stellata (red-throated loon), 2700 nucleotides. RefSeq names its product HMG-box transcription factor 1 (gene HBP1). Gene Ontology annotation, biological process: regulation of transcription by RNA polymerase II. The record is from RefSeq and is a predicted model, not a curated record. Bases 5 to 1597 code for a protein of 530 amino acids. Gene Ontology annotation, molecular function: RNA binding; RNA polymerase II cis-regulatory region sequence-specific DNA binding; protein binding. Gene Ontology annotation, cellular component: nucleus. The transcript is spliced from 11 exons. NCBI's taxonomy places the organism in Eukaryota, Metazoa, Chordata, Aves, Gaviiformes, Gaviidae.
GGUAAUGGCGACGGGUUUGUCAGAUACAUUGGAGCAUCCUAACAUGGUGUGGGAAGUGAAGACAAAUCAAAUGCCGAAUGCAGUUCAGAAACUCCUUCUAGUAGUGGACAAGAGAACUUCAGGGAUGAAUGAGUCACUGGAGUUGCUGAAGUGUAAUGAAAACCUGCCCUCUUCUCCUGGAUAUGCAUCCUGUGAUGAACACAUGGAACUUGAUGAUCUUCCUGAACUACAGGCUGUGCAGACAGAUUCUACUCCACCUGCACUUUUUCAGCUUGGUGCUGAUGUUUCACAUCAGGAAUGUUCAAGGCCUUCAUGGAACCAACAUACCUCAAACAGCAAUUCAGAAAGUGCUUAUUCUUGUGAGAAUGGGGUGAACUGGUUGACAGAAUUAGCAAAUAUAGCCACAAGUCCUCAGAGUCCUUUGAUGCAAUGUUCUUUUUAUAACAGAUCAUCUCCUGUUCACAUAAUAGCUACAAGCAAAAGUUUACAUUCCUAUGCACGUCCUCCACCAGGAUCCUCGAAGAAUGAUCCUAACUUCUCCAAGAAUGAUUUGGAUGAAACACCAGUCAGACAUGAAAGGGCGAAUAGUGAAUCAGAAUCUGGCAUUUUCUGCAUGUCAUCACUGUCAGAUGAUGAUGAUUUAGGAUGGUGCCAUUCCUGGCCCUCAACUGUUUGGCAUUGUUUUCUAAAAGGCUCUCGUUUGUGCUUUCAUAAAGGACGUAAUAAAGAAUGGCAGGAUGUUGAAGAUUUUGCAAGAUCUGAAAGCUGUGGAAAAGAGGAAAAUCGCUCAGUGAGUCCUUACAAGGGCUAUGGUUCCGAUGGUUUGAAGUUGAUUUCUCACGAAGAAAGCAUUUCCUUUGGUGAGUCAGUGCUGAAGCUGACUUUUGAUCCUGGCACAGUGGAAGAUGGCUUGCUUACAGUAGAAUGCAGACUUGAUCAUCCUUUUUAUGUUAAAAACAAAGGUUGGUCAUCUUUUUAUCCAAGCUUGACUGUGGUACAGCAUGGCAUUCCAUGCUGUGAAAUGCAUCUUGGAGAUCUGUGUCUACCUCCUGGACACCCUGAUGCCAUUAACUUUGAUGAUUCAGGUGUUUUUGAUACAUUUAAAAGUUAUGAUUUUACACCAAUGGAUUCCUCUGCAGUUUAUGUGUUAAGCAGCAUGGCUCGCCAGCGUCGCGCUUCUCUAUCUUGUGGAGGAUCAAACAAUCAAGAUGCUGAGAGAUCAGAAUGCAGUAGUAAAAACUGUGCGUCUACUGCAUCAUCACAUCUUUCCUCCAAUUCUUUGUACAGCAAAGCUGGCAAAAGCCACAGCUCAGGGACUGCAAGUACUGUGAGUGCCACUUCUCCAAACAAGUGCAAAAGACCAAUGAAUGCCUUCAUGCUUUUUGCCAAAAAAUACAGAGUUGAAUAUACUCAGAUGUAUCCAGGGAAAGACAACAGAGCCAUAAGUGUGAUACUCGGUGACAGGUGGAAGAAAAUGAAAAAUGAGGAAAGACGGAUGUACACACUAGAAGCCAAGGCCUUGGCGGAAGAACAGAAACGUUUAAAUCCUGACUGUUGGAAACGAAAACGAACAAAUUCUGGCUCACAACAGCAUUAAGCCAGAAUUUUCCUGUUGACUCUGUAUUUACAAAACGGCUGUUGCUCGAUGGCAAGAAGAUGCAAGAUCAAGGUCUUACUAUUUGUUGUGACUUUGUGUGACCAUAAAAUACUGGCACCAUCACGUCAGAAAUGAUCUAAUAUGAGUGCAGAUUUGCUUUUUACAAUAGAACAUUAAGUAAGCUAAAACUAUCAACAUUUUAAACCAAAUUGCCUUAUUUUUCUUCCAAACUUCAUAUAUGUAUCAGGUAAUAUAGGCUUGAAAAUGGAUAUCCUGUGGUGCUAAAGUACUUUAGAAAGAGGCGAAGGAGAUGUGUAUAAAUGUUUAUUUUUAAAAGAAAAUGUACAAAAAGGGGAAUUUUAAAAUAUGUAACAGCUGUUUAUAUACGUUGAUUCUUAUUGCUGAUUAAUAUGUAUUGCACAACCAUAUUAUUAAUUAUGAUUCUGGGGCCUGGGAUUUUCUGAAAUGGCAAAAUGUAUUAUCAGCCUCUAGCUUCCCAGCCUGCCCCAAUACCAACAAGUUACCAGAACAUGUGGUAAACGGAGAGCGUAGUGUAAUGUAGCACAGGAGCUGCUUCUUGGGUUGCCACAUAUAGAAUUUGUAGCCACAAGUGAGAUAUUUUUGCACCAGCUGGCACUAGUGAGAGCUGUGGAAACAAUGGCCCAGGACAGGAUGAAAAGAAUAAAUAGGGUUAUCUCAAGAAAAAUGGUGCUGUUAAUAUCGUCACCAUCAUAGUUUUAACUCUGUGUUUUGUCUUUGCCACAUAUUCUACAAUAUUUUAUUUUGCCAUAAGACAUCUUUAUGGUGGGGGCAAACUUUGCAAAACUUUGCACUUAACUAUACGUGCAACACUUGCACUUUACUUUUUUUUUUCCUCCAACUGUCUAAAAUUAGAGCAGCUGCAUUAGGAUUACAAUUGCUUCUGCUGUGACUUUUUACAAUCAUGGCUUUUCAUGUACUAAACAGCUGUGUGUUUCUUUUUUUUUUUUUUAAGAAUCACAACUGUAAAUUUCAGUUUAUGACACAUGUCUACAUUAUGUUGCCCCUAAGAUUUUUGCACACUAUAUUCUUGUAUAUUAUUUCAAAUAAAUUCAUUAAAAUUC